UUUCCACCGGCUCCGCGUCCGCCGCUGCCCGCGCCUCGUCUCCUUUCCCCUCCUCGCCCGGCGGCCGCCGCUGCCCGCGAUGGUGGCAGGGCUGCUGGGCGGCGGCGGCGGGGCCCGCGCGGGGACCGUGCCGCGCGCCUGGCUGUGCCUGAUGGCGCUGCUGCAGCUGCUGGGCUCGGCGCCGCGGGGCUCGGGGCUGGCGCACGGCCGCCGGCUCAUCUGCUGGCAGGCGCUGCUGCAGUGCCAGGGGGAGCCGGAGUGCAGCUACGCCUACAACCAGUACGCCGAGGCGUGCGCGCCGGUGCUGGCGCAGCGCGGCGGGGGCGACGCGCCGGGGGCCGCCGCCGCCGCCGCCUUCCCGGCCUCGGCCGCCUCGUUCUCGUCGCGCUGGCGCUGCCCGAGCCACUGCAUCUCGGCGCUCAUUCAGCUCAACCACACGCGCCGCGGGCCCGCCCUGGAGGACUGUGACUGCGCGCAGGACGAGAACUGCAAGUCCACCAAGCGCGCCAUUGAGCCGUGCCUGCCCCGGACGAGCAGCGGCAGCGCGGGCGGCCCGGGCGCGGGCGGGGUCAUGGGCUGCACCGAGGCCCGGCGGCGCUGCGACCGCGACAGCCGCUGCAACCUGGCCCUCAGCCGCUACCUGACCUACUGCGGCAAGCUCUUCAACGGGCUGCGCUGCACCGACGAGUGCCGCACGGUCAUCGAGGACAUGUUGGCUGUGCCCAAGGCGGCGCUGCUCAACGACUGCGUGUGUGACGGCCUGGAGCGGCCCAUUUGCGAGUCGGUCAAGGAGAACAUGGCCCGCCUGUGCUUCGGGGCUGAGCUGGGGAACGGCCCGGGCAGCAGCGGCUCGGACGGGGGCCUGGACGACUACUACGACGAGGACUACGACGACGAGCAGCGCGCCGGGGGCGCGGGCGGCGAGCAGCUGCUGGACGACGACGACGGCGUCCCGCACCCGCCGCGCCCGGGCGGCGGCGCUGCAGCGGCGGGCGGCCGCGGGGACCUGCCUUACGGGCCCGGGCGCAGGAGCAGCGGCGGUGGCCGCUCGGCGCCCGGAGCCGUCUGGACCCCGCUCGCCUCCAUCUUGCUGCUGCUGCUGCUCCCGCGGCUCGCUUAGCCCUCGCGCCCCCCACCGUGGGCUGCUGGAGGGCCGGCGCCGGGGCACCUGUGGCUGGGGGACAGAGGGGAUGGUUGGGAUCCUUUCCAAAACGUGCUGAGUAGACUCUGCCUAGCGGGUCUCCCCUUCACGACAACCCCCGUGUCCUCUCCCGA
This is a messenger RNA of Odobenus rosmarus divergens (Pacific walrus), 1275 nucleotides long. It is a transcript of the gene GAS1, whose product is annotated as growth arrest-specific 1. Gene Ontology annotation, biological process: negative regulation of mitotic cell cycle. The coding region runs from base 80 to 1120 and encodes 346 amino acids. Gene Ontology annotation, cellular component: plasma membrane. The transcript has a single exon. Lineage: Eukaryota; Metazoa; Chordata; Mammalia; Carnivora; Odobenidae. The record is from RefSeq and is a predicted model, not a curated record.